UUUGGCGGACUCGACGACACAGUUCUCAGAUGUCUGAAUCACUUCCAAAACAAGCGAUGAAGAUGAUCACCGUUGUACGGACGGUACCGACGAAGCUUGAAAGUUGAAAUGCUGCUUACAUAGCUUAUAGGAUUGAAGAGGCUAGUGCUUCAGAGGUAAAGAAAGCUCGAGCUUAGCUGAACAUCCAACUUUCUUUUUGAUUUCGCAAACAGUUGUUCUCUUCUAUUUUGGUCGGAGUAACAUUGAAUUUCGAAUUCUCUGUCCGUUUGAUGUUCUAGCUGCAAUUUUGAAUGUUUGUGAUUUUCAUCUCAUUCCCCUGCGAUCGAUAAGGUUUCUGAGAAAUGUCUUCUCAAAAUUGGUGCUAAUUGCUGGUAGCGACUGAAUUAGCUCAUAAUUUUUCGUCAUGAUUUAGCUGUCUAUUGUCAACCGUAGUUCAUAAGCUAAUUCAGACUUGUUUGAUAACUGUGGGUUUUCCUUUCUCACGCAUUAGUAUCCAGUUGCUGCAAGGUGCAUGAUGGUCGUAUGCGACUGCUCCAAGUUCAUGUGGUUUUUUAAAAUUGGGAGUCCAAUGUGAUCCCGAGCUUCUUCAAGUUAUUGGAAUAUUUUAUAGAUAUUGGUUGCUUCCCACGGUUUCUUAUAUGGCUAUUCAUAAAUGUACAAACUUGUUUCAUGGUAUCAAAAUCCGGAGGCUGCUGAUUAUGAUAGCCAUCAUAAUUUCAGUUCUCAUUGUUUCACAGUGCUACGUUUAUCCUUAUGCGAAAAAAUCUUUCCUACCACUUGAUGUUAAGAGCUCAGACAUUAUGAGUCUUCAAAAUAUCACUAGUUUAAAUCAUUCAGAAGUUCAUUUCCUGUAUACUGUCACUCAUGUGAAAAAUAGGAAGGAAAGAACUGAGUACAUUACUGAAAAGAAGGGAGAAAGAGGAUUUGGUUUGACGUUGGAUGCUGCUAAGAGCAUGCCAUAUGAGAAUGGUACACCAUUUGAAGAGACUUUGGCAAUGCCAGAUGGAAAUUUUACUGUUGAUAAUGACAUUGGGAGUGGGACGGUAGAGUUUGGUUCUAAUCCCCCCAUGAAGGAAAAAAUUUUAGACAACAGUUACAAGAGAGUUGUUGAAGGUGAAGACAGCAGCAAUCUAAAUAUGAGUAAAAUGAGAAACCAUAUUUCUUUUGUCUCAAAUCAACCUCAAGAGUUAAUUGUAGAUCCUAGAAAAUCUGACUUGUCUUCUGCUCAAAAUACAUCUUCCAUUCCAGAAGACCGUUUCGGUAGAACUGAGGAAAUAGUUACAAAUGAUACAAGGUCUGAGCAAGGGAAGAAUGUCUCCGUUACCUUGGAUGGACUUGCACGGUAUGACAUAUCGACUUUGGAGAGUCCUGAGAUGCCACCAAUAUCAAUAUCUCAAAUGAACGCGUUGUUGUCUCUAAGUCAUACUUCUCCUUGUUCGAAGAAGCCACAGUGUCGUUUGUCUUCUUCACGUGAUCGUGAACUUCUACAUGCGAGACUGGAGAUCGAGAAAGCCACUGCUGUUGUGAACAGCCCAGGAAUUAUUUCUGUUUUCAGAAAUGUUUCUAUGUUCAAGAGGAGUUAUGACUUGAUGGAAAAAACGCUUAAAGUUUAUAUCUACAAGGAAGGAGAAAAGCCUAUUUUCCAUCAACCUCGGAUGAGAGGGAUAUAUGCCUCAGAAGGAUGGUUUAUGAAAUUGAUGAAAGAGAAUAAAAAUUUUGUUGCAAAGAAUCCCAAGAAGGCUCACUUGUUCUAUUUACCUUUCAGUUCGCAGUUACUAAGGAGUGCACUUUCUGAACAAAAUUCCCAAGGUCGAAAGAUCCUAGAGGAACGUCUAGGGAACUAUGUCAACUUAAUUAGGAGAAACCACCAAUUCUGGAACAGAACUGGAGGUGCUGAUCAUUUUCUUGUUGCUUGUCACGACUGGGCUUCCAAACUCACAAGGAAGUAUAUGAAGAACUGCAUCAGAGCUCUCUGCAAUGCAAACGCUGCUAGAGGCUUUCAAAUUGGGAAGGACACUAGCGUACCAGUUACAAAUAUACAUUUGACAAAGGACCCUGAUAUAACUACUGGAGCAAAACCUCCUUCAGACAGGACUACAUUAGCCUUCUUUGCUGGGGGUAUGCACGGUUAUCUCCGACCAAUACUGCUUCAUUACUGGGAAAAUAAAGAACCUGACAUGAAAAUUUUUGGCCCAAUGCCACGCAAUGCUGAAGGGAAAAGAAUCUAUAGGGAGCACAUGAAAAAUAGUAAAUACUGCAUAUGUGCGAGAGGAUAUGAAGUUCAUACUCCUCGAGUGGUUGAGGCCAUUCUAAACGCAUGUGUUCCAGUUUUCCUAUCAGAUAAUUACGUGCCUCCUUUCUUUGAGGUAUUAAACUGGGAAUCAUUCUCAGUAUUUGUUCAAGAGAAAGAGAUCUCUAAUUUGAGAAAUAUUCUGCUCUCAAUUCCUGAGAAGGACUACCUUGUCAUGCAUGCAAGACUGAAAAUAGUUCAAAAGCAUUUCAUUUGGAACAAAAUUCCGGUGAAGUAUGAUUUAUUUCAUAUGAUCCUUCACUCAGUAUGGUAUACUCGAGUUUUUCAGAUGAAAACCAAUUGAUUUAGGUAGCAUCAGAUUCUGGUGUCGGAAAGCCGCAAAUGUAUAAUGAAUAAGAAGACUGUGAAGGGGAAGCAAAAGGUUGUAGUGUAAAUAUGCCAAGCUUCCAUAACAUCGUACACCCUCCUGAUAGAGAUGAAGCUUAGCUUGAAUCUCUCUAAUCAUAUGGUGGAAUUCUUGAGGGAUAUAUUUGCAAAUGGUUCCAUCUUGUAAAUGAGUUCGAUGACUAAUCAGUUUCAUAUUCCAUACCAAGUUUUGAGUUCCACUUAGAGCAGUUUGUGAAACCAAAUGAUACCGUCACUUAAGGGAACGAGUUAGAAGAUUUUGGUGCAAUGGAUUGGAUUUUGGUGAGUUAGAAGAAUUUAAAAACUUAUCAUUGCGAAAGCCUGAGGAUAUAGAUAUGACUUUCAAUUCUUCAACCGCCAUGCUACGGAUCCCAGCUUCACCUGUUAACACAGUUCAUUCAGAGAACUUGAUAUCAAAUAUAAGCUCAUCAGUCUCAGAAACCGAUUCUAAAAGCACAACUCAACGGAAGAAGAUGAAGAGUGAAAUGCCAUCAAAGUCCAUAACUUCACUAGAAGAGAUGAACAGUAUGUUUGUGUUAGUUUUGAAUUGUUCGUCUGAUGAUCUUAUAUUAUGCUGGGUUUUAAGAUUGUUCUUGCUUUGCGUGGAGACCAAUGAGUUCCUCUUUACGUGAUCAGGAAAUUUAUUCUGCCAAGUCCUAUAUGUGCGUAAUUUUCAUAACAGGACAAAUUACGUCAAUUUUUUUGAAGGAAUACUCGGAAAAUAUUGCAGCCAAAUAUCCAUACUGGAAUAGAACUGGUGGAGCAGAUCAUUUUCUUGUUGCAUGCCAUGAUUGAGCGCUGCUUAAAAGCACUUUGCAAUACUGAUGUAACAGUUGCCUUUAAAACUGGAUGAGAUAUGUCUCUUCCAGAAACUUAUCUAGCGAGAAAUCUUCUUAGAGAUCUUGGAGUAAAACCUGCUUCACAAAGACAUGUUCAUGCCCUUUUAUGCUGGGAAUAUGCAUGGUUAUGUCUUAACCCUGAUAUGAAGAUCUUUGGUCCAAUGACUCAUGGUAUUGCAAGCAAAAUGAGUUACAUUCAGUGUAUGAAGAGCAGCAAAUACUGCAUCUGCCCAAAGGGUUACGAGCUCAAUAGUCCACGGGUUGUGGAAGCCAUGUUUUAUGAGUGUGUACCUGUGAUCAUAUCAGACAAUUUCGUACCACCAUUUUUAGAGGUGUUGAAUUGGGAAGCAUUUUCAGUGAUUGUUGACAGAAGAGGAUAUUCUCUACUUACAACGACAUACUGCCUUCUUUCAAUACUAAAUGAGAGAUAUCUCGAGAUGCAACUCCGAGUCAGGAAAGUACAUAAGCACUCCCUUUGGCAUGCCAAGCCCUUGAAGUAUGACAUUACCCUUCAUUCAUUCUGGUAUAACAUAGUGUUUCAAAUAAAGAUGUUGUAAGUGCUCCAUUGAAGUUAUGAAGGAAAUCCAUGAAACUCUAAAAUAACUGCACAGAACAAAAUGACUCCUUUGCAGCUUCUCUUUGGAAAAAAUCUGCUUAAACCUCGGUGGGAUCAUGUCAAGGACCUUGAAAAUGGAUUGCAACUGUGGCAGUGCUCUUGUAGAUAGCAGACUGGUAAAACAAAACUAUGAUUAUUUGUCAAUAUUGCAGUAGAAAUUCUGAUUUCCUUUCAGCAACCUCUGCAUCUGGCUGUGAGUCUUCGGGUUUCAAAUCAUGGAAGCCAUUUUCCAGGACCACAAUGGAAGUUAUUACUCGUUCUUUGGGUCAUCAUCAACCACAUCCAUCCAAAGCAAUAAAUGUUUUCACUCACUGGGUCCAUCCAGACCAAUUGAAGAGAGACCCACAUUCAAGAACCGUAUCUCUGAGAUCGGAAUCAGAUACUCAGGCAUAUAUGAUCUUUAAUAUGGCACCACAACACGAAGCUUCCUAUGAAGAACAGGGGCAAUGUGGAAUGGGCGAUGAUGUUAAUGAACUUGGUGGGUUGCUGUCAACAAACAAAGGGACCCUGAUUAUCAGAUAUUUGAGAUCUUCUACAGGCUCUACUACUCUCAUGAAACUUCAGAUGAUCACACAGGUACCAAGAAUAAAAUAGAAUCAAAAUAUUAGCUAUUGUGGGUCCCUGUGAAUUUAGUGAUCUUUGCUUCAAAAUGGGAAAAAAAAAAAAAAAAAAUGGUGGGGAUUGCAAAAUUAGGUGUUCUGAAUGAGAGCAUAUGGUUAUAAUGAUGGCCUGAUGAGGUUCUUCCUUCUGGGUCCUUCUUUUCUCAUAACUCCAAUAACCAUAAUAAAUUUUGACAGAUUUGAAGUGUCCCUAUUUCAUUAAAGGAUGGAAAUUUGCCAGCCUACCAGGAUUAAGUUUCCCAGUCCCAUAUCCACCAUUAUUGGAUAAGGUGAAUUUCAAGUCCAAUCAGAACUCAUUUUUACUAUGUUUUCAAUGAUUCUGAUCCAAAUUCGUAGU
Molecule: messenger RNA, 5068 nt
Organism: Cucurbita maxima (winter squash)
Lineage: Eukaryota; Viridiplantae; Streptophyta; Magnoliopsida; Cucurbitales; Cucurbitaceae
Product: probable glycosyltransferase At3g07620
Exons: 4
Coding region: 639-2594 (651 amino acids)
Molecular function (GO): glycosyltransferase activity
Source: RefSeq, a predicted model, not a curated record